This is a messenger RNA of Marmota monax (woodchuck), 1136 nucleotides long. It is a transcript of the gene Map1lc3c, whose product is annotated as microtubule associated protein 1 light chain 3 gamma. Bases 76 to 537 code for a protein of 153 amino acids. The record is from RefSeq and is a predicted model, not a curated record. The transcript is spliced from 4 exons. Gene Ontology annotation, cellular component: cytosol; autophagosome membrane; autophagosome. Gene Ontology annotation, molecular function: ubiquitin protein ligase binding. Gene Ontology annotation, biological process: autophagosome assembly; cellular response to nitrogen starvation; macroautophagy. NCBI's taxonomy places the organism in Eukaryota, Metazoa, Chordata, Mammalia, Rodentia, Sciuridae.
GAGCGAGUUAGGUCCUGGUUGUGGGAUUUUUUUUUUCUUUUUAAAGACAGACACAAACACAGCUGUUGGGUAAAAAUGCCGCCUCCACAGAAAAUCCCAAACCUCAAACCUUUCAAGCAGAGGAAGAACUUAGCAACCAGACAACAGGAAGUUGCUGGAAUCCGGGCAAAGUUCCCAAACAAGAUCCCGGUGAUAGUGGAGCGCUACCCCAGAGAGCAGUUCUUGCCCCUGCUGGACAAAACCAAGUUCCUGGUCCCGCAGGAGCUGACCAUGACCCAGUUCCUCAGCCUCAUCCGGAGCCGAAUGGUCCUAAGAGCCACUGAAGCCUUUUACCUGCUGGUGAACAACAAGAGCCUGGUCAGCAUGAAUGUGACCAUGGCAGAGAUCUACAGGGACUAUAAGGAUGAGGAUGGCUUCGUAUACAUGACCUACGCCUCCCAAGAGACAUUUGGUUCCUUAGCAUCGGCAGACCCCAGUGACCUCGGGGACAGAUCUGCAGUCCUCAAUAGCCCACUUCAAGAAGAAUUUGUCCUCUGAACCGUGUGCACCAGGUGCUGACGGAAGGAACUGCUUUUCUUCUGCAUAGGCACUGGAGGGGCCAGAAGGGGCCAGAGAUGGAUGGUGCGAUCAGCUCCAACCAGUGACAGCCAAGCUGUGGCCCUUCCUGGUUUAUCUUUUCUGCGCUCCAUGCUCUUAUAUUCUCUAAGAAAAAUAUGGGCUUUUGUUAAGUUUUAUGAAUAGCAACUCUCUUCUGAAUAAGAAAUGUUUAGCUUAUAUGAUGGUUUUGUAUGAUGAGCUGGCCAUAUGAGUUAGGUGUCAUCUGUGGUGGAGGUGAGUCUGACCUUAAUGACUGACUUCACUCCCUGCGGGGAGGAAUCCAAUGUGGAGGUAGAUUUAUGGAGAACCUAUGACCCAUGAUACACUGGUGUUGGUGAAACCAGGUGAAACCAGUGAAAAUCAUGAUCAACUCAUUUGGGGGGAUCCUUAUUUGUCCUUAGAAAUAAUAUUUCCUCAGCAUUUACCCUCUUUAGCUAUUUCCUCUUACUUCCUUUUGUGUGUGUGUCUAUGCCAUACAUAUUCAUGUCAAACUUGUAACUUCUCAAUAUAAAGUUAUUAAAACCAUCUGAGCAUUUAAA